AUGUUUGUGUUUGCAGAUCACGUAGCAGUAAAGUAUCUCUUCUAUAAACCUCAAUCGAAGCUGAGGCUCUUGAGGUGGAUGUUAUUACUCCAAGAGUUCAAUGUGGAAGUAAAAGAUAGAGCUGGAAACAUAAACCGUGUAGCAGAUCACUUGAGUAGGUUACCACUAGAGACAAGGAGAGUAUUAGAUUCAGAUGUUAUUCGUGAUUCAUUCCCCGACCAAUCUUUAUGUGCAUUGUAUGUUUCUCAACCAUUGUUUGCUUAUUUGGUGAACUAUCUUGCUACAGGAUUAAUCCCUUCUCACUUGACUAUUUUUCAUAUUCAAAAGCUUAGGAGUGAAACUUCUUACUACAUGUGGGAUCCACCAUACCUAUGGAGAUUAUACUCUGACCAAGUAAUUAGAUGGUGCAUUCCUGAAAUAGAGGCUCAAGCCAUUUUGGAAGCUUGCCAUGACACCUUGUGUGGGGAACACUUUAGUGCUAGGAAAACGGCUAGAAAAUUGUUAGAUGUAGGUUUUUAUUGGCCUAUCCUAUUUAGAGACGUAUUCACUUAUUAUAAAGCAUGUGAUAAAUGCCAAAGAUUUAGAGUACCCAAGGUAUUAAUUAGUGAUCAGGGAACCCAUUUCUGCAACAGGUUGCUUACUAACUUCUUGGCUAAAUAUGGGAUUUCUCACAAAGUGUCCACCCCAUACCACCUGCAAACCAAUGACCUGACUGAGGUGUCAAAUAGAAAAAUCAAGUGUAUUUUAGAGUACAUUGUCAAGCCGUCUAAUAGAGACAGGAGCUUGAGGUUAGACGAUGCACUAUGGGCCUACCGCACUGCCUACAAGAUGCCGAUCAGAAUGUCUCCGUACCGGAUUAUCUAUAGAAAGUCAUGUCACAUAUCGGUAGAACUGGAGCAUAAGUCUUAUUGGGCAGUAAAGAGCUACAACACUGAUCUUGAGGAAGUCGGUCUGAAUAGACUUCUUCAAAUUCAAGAACUUAGAGAAAUACGAUUGGCCGCCUACCACAGCUUUGACAUUUAUAAACAGAAGACUAAGCUUAUUCACGAUCCCGACAUCCUAAGGAAGAGGUUCAAGGAGGGUGACAAGGUGUUGAGGUACUUAGCUCGAUUCAAAUUCAAAAGGGGUAAAUUCAAGAUGAGUUGGGAUGGACCCUACAUUGUGACGAAAGUGUAUGAUUUUGGGAUAAUAGAGUUGAAGGAGGAGGCCAUGCAAUAG
Neltuma alba is the source of this 1218-nucleotide messenger RNA. RefSeq lists its product as uncharacterized. The record is from RefSeq and is a predicted model, not a curated record. The coding region runs from base 1 to 1218 and encodes 405 amino acids. NCBI's taxonomy places the organism in Eukaryota, Viridiplantae, Streptophyta, Magnoliopsida, Fabales, Fabaceae. Gene Ontology annotation, molecular function: nucleic acid binding. The transcript has a single exon. Gene Ontology annotation, biological process: DNA integration.